Messenger RNA from Ornithodoros turicata, 726 nucleotides. RefSeq lists its product as uncharacterized. The transcript has a single exon. Gene Ontology annotation, biological process: DNA integration. Gene Ontology annotation, molecular function: nucleic acid binding. Lineage: Eukaryota; Metazoa; Arthropoda; Arachnida; Ixodida; Argasidae. The coding region runs from base 1 to 726 and encodes 241 amino acids. The record is from RefSeq and is a predicted model, not a curated record.
AUGAGAAGAGAGAUACUGGAUAAGAUCCAUGAAGGGCAUGCCGGGAUCACAAAGUGCAGGGAAAGAGCCAGGCAGACGGUUUGGUGGCCUGGAAUUUCUAAGGACAUCGAGGAUGAUGUUCGAAGAUGUCCGCGCUGUGUCCAGGAGUCUAGCAAUAGGCAUGAGCCCUUGAUGCCUUCGCCGUUCCCAGAGCGCCCAUGGCAGAACGUAGCGGUCGAUCUUUUCUACCUUGGUGGCAAGUGGUUCGUGCUGGUAACGGAUUAUUAUUCAAGAUAUCCGGAGCUGGCUCCUUUGACCAACUUAACAAGUUCAGCGGUCAUCGAUCACCUGAAAUCCAUAUUUACCAGGCACGGAACGCCAGAAGUACUCACCAGCGACAAUGGACCACAAUUUCGGAGACUUGUGGGCAGUGACUUUGCUACAUUCGCAAAAGAGUGGUCCUUAGAACACAGGACUUCUUGUUCACGUUUUCCACAAAGCAACGGCUUCGUCGAAGCCGCUGGCCGUGUCAUCAAGCUCAGUCUCAAAAAGUCGGACGAUGCGUAUAAAGCUCUUCAGAGCUAUCGCGCUACGCCAUUAGGAAAUGGUUUCAGUCCGGCUGAGCUACUUAUGGGUCGCCGUCUUCGCACGUCACUUCCUACCGCCGCGUCGCCGUUAAGUCCAAAGACACCAGAUCGGAAUCAGUUGCGUCAAUGGGAAGAGCGUCGCAUUGAAAUGCAAAAAUAA